Rubroshorea leprosula is the source of this 1124-nucleotide messenger RNA. Lineage: Eukaryota; Viridiplantae; Streptophyta; Magnoliopsida; Malvales; Dipterocarpaceae. The record is from the annotation of a GenBank genome assembly.
AUGUAUCUGAAAGAAGUUCCAAACCGAGAAAAAUCAUCGCCAUUUUCUAAGAAAUCUGAGAUUUUGUCGAACAAGAGAGGACGAUUCCGCUUCGAAUUUCAAGAAAAUUCAGAUUGUUGACGACGUAGAUUGGGCUGAUCAAACACUAAAUAAUAGCACUUUAAAUCUGCCUACAGACUGCUUCAAUGGCAUCGCUUACUCAAGACCAGGAUUUGAAUGUUCACUUCAAUGGAGCUUCAGCUGGAGGAAAGACUAAUGUCUCUAAAGCACCAAGAAAAGGAGGGCUUAGUGGAAGGAAGCCACUCGGUGAUUUGUCCAAUUCAGUAAAAGCAACUCCAUAUCAGGCAACAAGAAUACAGAAGUCUAACAUUUUCUCCUUCACUGAGAAAGAGAUUGGUGCCUCUGGCAUCUCACAAGGUGCCAGCAAGAAGAGCAUUCCAAAAGCUUCAGAGAAAGUGCAAAAAUCCACUGGUAGAAAGGCACUUUCUGACAUUUCAAACUCCAGCAAGCUCCACCUGCAUGAGGCAUCAAAGAAGAAUCAAACCACAAAGCUAAGCACUGUUUCUGAGGAACGAAGUCCACAUUGUUCCAUUGCUGAUGAAAGUUUUUUGCACGAUCAUCAAGAAUGCAUAAAGGCACAGAGCAAAGAUAUUGGUAUGGCUGAAUUUCUACACAUAGUUGGACUAGAUAAUGAUUUCUCCAAACAGACAGCAGCUGCAAGGACACUUCCUGUGUCAAAUAAAAUAAAGGUAGCUGACCUUCUGAUUGAAAGUCCAUCUCCUCUAAAGGAAGAUAAGCUUGAUUCUCCUCCUGCUAAAACUCCAAAGCCAAUGAAUCAUCACAUGGGAUGGAAUGGCGAUGACUACACUCCUAGCUUUAAGUUGUUGGAAACACCAUAGCUUGCCAAAGUAUUGAUUCCUGGGUGGAAAUAUAGUUUAGUGUCAGUAUUGACCUUGAAACAUUUGUCUAGUAGGUGAACUUUGUAGCAACAAAUGUUGCAUUCGGUUUGAGCUUUGCACUGAAAUGGAAGCUUUUUCUUUGUACUUUCCUGAUAUAAUUCAGGAUGUUGGUAUGCAUUAGUAUGCACUAUGCUUUUGUUUUGUGAUUAAAGAAAGUGCUUAUUA